Molecule: messenger RNA, 264 nt
Organism: Colletotrichum paranaense
Lineage: Eukaryota; Fungi; Ascomycota; Sordariomycetes; Glomerellales; Glomerellaceae
Exons: 1
Coding region: 1-264 (87 amino acids)
Source: RefSeq, a predicted model, not a curated record
AUGUCUCCUCAGCUUCGCAGAUGGCACAAAGCUGUAGGAAUUCUCGACUUGCACAGAAGAUCCACUAAAGUGACCGAACACGACGGGUUUUUCGGGUCUCUUCUGGGCCUCUCAUCCACCGUCCAACAAGGCCUCCUCUGCCCAGCCGCCAAGGAACACGUUGAGAUGAACGAAAAGAAAUUCCAAUUAUUGGCUGGGCCACCGACUUUUCCAUCCAAAAGAUCCCGUGGUUCCCUUCGUGGUCUCGUCUUGGUGACCCCAUGA